GUGGUUCCCUAUUGCUACCAGCAAUAAUUGUCAUUCAUUGUCAUAUCGUUUUCAUCAUCAAAAAUGCUUAGUAGUAGAAAAUCUCUGGAAAGAAACAGCAGACUGUCGGUGGCCCAAGCGAAAAACCGAGCUGAAGAAAACAAUCUCAAUGCGGAACUCAACUAUUUGGAAAAGGAGAAAAGAACGGCUCUGAGGAUGUUGCAAAAUGAAAAGCAAGUUUUCAAAUUGAAGUAUUCGAAGAGUAGUAACGUUUACGGACGUAGUAGUACCGAUGAGGUCCUAAGUAAAUACUUCAUUCCGUCCAAUGACGCUACGCCCAGCGGAGACUCCAGUCCAGAAGCCUCAAAAAUCGAUUCGGAAGAAAUCCAUAACAUGCUUUUCACCAACGACGAAAUCGACAUCGAAAAAAUCCUAUGCCUCCACCUGAUAUCCGCCCACAGAACCGAAAGUCUGACGCCGCCCAAACGCAAAGAGGCUUUCAUGUGCAAAAUCCAUUCGCCUCUGGAACGAUUGCUGGAACGUUCCAAAAGGAAACACAUACAUUUGGAACAAAAAAUGACGAGCAUGUUGCCUGUUUAUACUAUUGAAACUUUAGAAUUUGGCAGGCAAAACGAGCCUAAAAAUUUAAUCAACGAUGGACGGUUGGCUACAAGGCUUUUGCUCAAUGAAAUAGUUAGAGAGCUGAUCAACACUGUCUUAAAUGCCUUAAGGCAAACAAAUCCGGAAAAGAGUUUUGAAAUUUUUGAAAUGGCCAACGAUAUUGGUUGCUUGAAAAGUUUGUUUACCAAAAAGAAAAUCAUAAACUUUUUGGAUAUUUUAACAAACUCACCUUUGAUUAAUAGUUGCGAAUCGUUCAUUUUAACUGCCCCAUUUCGCGUAAAAUCUAUUCAGCUGGAACUUAGAACGCUCACUGGCAAUUUGGAGUCUUUGGUCAGGCAAUUGCGGCAAAAUGUACUUCAGCUACCUGCCAGGACUCAGAUAAAGAUUAUUGAGGAAACUAACAAAAAACCGCUUUUUACUGGGAAACUUUAUAGAAAAUUGUCCAAAAAUAGAAUUGCGGAAAAAGUCAAAAAGAUUCAAGAAAUGGACAAAACGCCAAGAAAAUCCUCAGAUCUUGUAAAACAUAAAGAAACUAAUACAGCAAGAAAACCUAAAAGACCAGACAUUGAUCCAGAAAAUCCAAUGAACAGUAGAACAAAUCCUUUAGAAAUAAAUGAUAAUUUGAAUAAUAAUUCAGACAGUCCGGCAAUGAUGUUUACCAAAAUAAGAAAACCAUCUAGCGCAAACGUAAAAGUCCAUUUGAAACAAACCACUUGCCCAGCUUGCAUGGUGAGAUACAAAAUACCUUUACCCACCCCAAAGACGCCAAGAAUUAAGCCACCUCCAAUAAUGCCUCUAGCCCCCGGUGAAAAUCCCAAUUUGAAAACAAACACUCAACGACGACUUUCUAUGUUAAUCAACAAGGAAUUGUUUCAGCUUGAAUCGUACGACAAAAGAUUUUCUUCUGAGGAAAGUAUCAGGCGUAGGAGAAAUACUUGUCUGCUAUCAAAAGUAGCUGAAAAUAGUUUGCCCUUUUGUUUGAAUUUAUCCCCUUUGGAACUGGCCAAAAUCGAGCUGGAAAUUAAACAGAAGGAAACUCAGAAGAAACUUGAGAAGUUUUUGAAGGAAUAAUAACUUUUUUUAAUAAAGAGAAUUUAUUGCUACUUUACUUAUACUAAAUUAACUGAAUAUUCUACUGGUUUAAAUUGAUUAUCAUUAUAAUCUAAAUAGAAUUCAUAACAACUCAUAAGUUCCUUACCACUUGUAAUCAAUGCCUUAACAUAAUAAGUACCUGUUUCUGGUGUUGAAACACCAUUUAUUGGUACUUUGAAUAAGUCUGGAUUCAUUACAUAAGUACCCUAGAAGAAAAUUGUUUAUUAAUAUUCAAUAACAAUAAACAUAUACAAUUACCUCUAAUAUAGGGCAUCUACAAGGAACAUUGUUCUCCAAAAAUCGUUGCGGACAAGUUUCGUUUUGAGGUUUGCCCCAAUAACAAAGAUCAUUGUAGGUGCAUGAACCAAUAUUAUCGAAACAAGGUAUUAUAGUCCAUAUAUCUAUAUAAUCGAUGUACCGUUUUACAGUUAGAGCAGCCUGCACUGGACCAGUUAUAUUGGAGUCUGUGGUCAAAGAUCCAGAAACGUUGACGUAACCGUUUUGAAUUUCUAGUGAGACAUCUUUUAUGGUUACUGGGUAGUAGGUUUGGUCAUUGCAACGGAUGAUUUUGUAGAUUUUGAUAUUGGUGUUUGGUGACU
Messenger RNA from Ceutorhynchus assimilis (cabbage seed weevil), 2291 nucleotides. Lineage: Eukaryota; Metazoa; Arthropoda; Insecta; Coleoptera; Curculionidae. The record is from the annotation of a GenBank genome assembly.